Messenger RNA from Bradysia coprophila, 3549 nucleotides. RefSeq lists its product as uncharacterized. Gene Ontology annotation, cellular component: extracellular region. NCBI's taxonomy places the organism in Eukaryota, Metazoa, Arthropoda, Insecta, Diptera, Sciaridae. The record is from RefSeq and is a predicted model, not a curated record. Gene Ontology annotation, molecular function: chitin binding.
CUAUAAGUUUUAUACGAAACGCGAUUUUAAUUUUUCAGUUGGAAAAGGUGUUUUAUAUAUGCAGUGCGUUUGUUUAUCACAUUGUGGUUUGAAUUCAAGAAGUGCGCUGUUGCAUAAGUUUAUUUGUGUCAAGUGUUGAAAAAGUAACGGAAAUUUUUGUUUCGUGUGUUUUUGCUAAAAUAAAUUUAGGAGAAAAAAAUAAAUAAAGGAUUAACAUGGGAAGCUACAGGAUUAUCCUCUAUCUUUGUCUUAUGGGGAUGAUGUCCAUUUGUUCUGCUCUGCUUGCAAAACCAUUUCCACGAUACAGCCUACACAAUAUGCCGCAGACGGGUUUUACCUGUCGUGAUAAAAUUCUUGGUGGAUACUAUGCAGAUUCGGAAACUCAAUGUCAAAUGUUCCAUGUUUGCGUUAAAGUGGCUGGUGUUGGUGUCCAAGAUUUCCGAUUCCUCUGUCCCAAUGGCACAGCUUUUGAUCAAGAAGCCCAAACUUGUGCCGAUUGGGGAGAUGUCGACUGUGACCAGGCUACCCUAUUUUAUGGCAGCGAUAACUUUGAUCUGUACAGAAUUGGUUCGGGAUUCGAGAGUAAGAAAGCGCCUGCUGAAGAUGACGAGGAUACAUUCCAUCUGCAACGUGCCGAAUCAAACGAUCUGCGUGGUAUCAAGUCAACGGCAGUUUCUGGCAUAUACCAGAAUCGGCACUUCAGUGAACCAACAACACAAUCUAUUUCACAGCCAUCAUUGCGAAAUGACUACACCAAAUUGAAUCCAGUUAGCUUUUACCAAAGCACCACAACCUCAACAACAACGAAAAGUCCACCAACCAAACCAUUCGUGAAGCCAGUUAACGUAGCAGCAAAGAUUGAAGAUUAUUCCCUAAACACAAAUCCCCAGAAAGAUUCGAACAUUGAUAACGACACCGAUGAAAUCUUCAAAGCAUCGCACAGUUCCAAUUUCUUUAACAAUCGAAACGGAAAGGACGAGGGAUUCGACGAUGUAAUUGUUCGAGCCAAACCCGCAUCACCUCAACCAAAUCGCAGACACCGCGGACGAAAGGUGUUCAAGAAUUCGGAAGCAGGCAGUCGAAGUUCUACCUUCGAAAGUACAUCAGCCACCACUCCAUCCCAUCAUCGAUCAUCAACGUCGAAUGCAAUUCACAGAGAAAGGAAGCCAUUCCAAAGUCGAAACGAUUUCGGUGCAACAGCGCAACGGGGAGAUAACUUCCGUCAGAUUACAAACGGAACACCGACUACACGGGCUCCAAUUUCCACGACGAAAGCGGAACCAUUGACUGAAUCGAUCAGAAUUCAAAACAACAAUGCACCGAAUGUGAACAACAAUUAUAAUUUCGAUAGAUUCUCUACUCAUCGUACGACCAGCGGCCAGUACACUAACCGAGUUAGUGAUAAACCAGCAUUUAAUGUCGGCCAAACCAGUAGAGUGCAAACUAUUCAACGAAAUGAAUUCGACAACGGUCGUCAAAAUAAUUUCAACUCACAGGCCAGUACCAACAAUCAAAACAAUCAUACUGCACCGAACAGCAACAACAAUUUUCAAACUCAGCCCACAAGACCCACAACUUAUGUCACGAUCAGGCCAGUAGCCAAAUCAAAUCAGGAGAACGAAAAGAGAAUCGAAACCGAUUUGAACAACGCAAAGAAUUACUACAACGCUGGAACAUUGUUGCAAAACAGUACCGGCGGAAAAGACACUUCAAAUACUUUUACCACUAAGUCACAUGACGUGCAGUCCCCGAAACAAGAUUACUUCCAAGGUAACAGGAACUUCGAUCGAUUUAGCACGGGCCAGUACUAUGAUCCUUACUUCUCCAAACAACAAUCGUCAACACAAACUCCAACAACUGCAAUACAACAGAACGAUGCCCAAUAUAACAAGCAAAAUUUCAAUCAGCAGUCCAACUUCAAUCAGCAACAGAAUUUCAAUCAGCAGUCCAAUUUCAAUCAGCAACCGAAUUUCAACCAGAAGCCGAACUUUAAUCAACAACCUAACUUUAACAAUCCACAACCUAACUACAACAAUCAGCAACCAAACUUCAACAAUCAGCAACCAAACUUCAACAAUCAACAACCGAACUUCAACCAGCAGAAUGGUUUUUUCAACAAUCAACCGAAUUUCAACAAAUUUCCCCUAGCAGAUGUAAAGCCAACCACUUAUAGUCCCCAACAUAAUGGUGUACCAAACAAAUCGCAGGUUAUUAAUUCCACUCCCCGUGGAUUUUCAUUACCGUCGACAACAGCGAAGACCGAAACAUUCAAUGAGAAAAAUUACGAAACUCAGUUCGCAGAAACGCAGACACCCACGUCGCCUAAGCGAUUUUCAACUCUAGUACCCAAAAAUUUGUAUCCAACCACAUUCAAACCUACAACAUACAAGUCAUUAUCGGAAUCACCAAUCGCUUCGUCCAACCAAUUCGACAACAACAAUCAAUUUUAUUCGAAACAGUCCACCGCUCCGUACUACAACAGUCCAAGCAAAGUAACAUAUCCAUCAACUACCACCACAACUUCUACCACAACAACAGUAAAUCCAUUAAUUGCAACUGAAAAUAUAGAGGACGACGGCCAGUAUCAUCCAGAACUCUACGAACAAGACUUGCCCAAGUACAAACUAAAGCAAAAGAAAGUGGAAAAUCAGUUUAAAGUCACUCAAUCUGACAAUGGUUUCCGAAGCAAUCACUACCAGAAUAGACAGUCAAAUCAGCAUCAAAGUUCAUUCGUCCAGCACGAAGAGGACGAGUUCCUUCAAACCGCUCAUUCACAAAAUAUUGCUGCCAGUGGUAACGAGCUAAGAGCAAAAAAUUUACAGAAAUCCGAUGUCAAACACACAUUCAAUCCAGUCGUUCAAACAAGGCCGAGUCCCACACCAUCUGCAUCGACCAAGAAGUCAACACCAUCCGACAAAGAUGCGAGUUACGAUUACGCGUAUUACGAUACACUCAAUGAUGAACCGAGUGAAUAUUCGGAGUACGGUCUGAAGGAGUUUAAGAAAACUUCAGCCAAAAAAUACUAAAUGCAUUAAUCGGUGGGUGGAAUUCAUUGAAGGUCUGUACACAGAUGAAAAAUUCUUUAAAUGGAAUGUUGUUCUACAAGUUGGAAAAUGAUUGGAAAAACUGUCUGAAUUAUGCCAUCGAAUUUUCAAAAAUCGGACGUCGUUCGAACUUCAAGAGCCUUUAAGAAACACUGCUUUGUAUGUUAGACAGCAGUGUAGUUGAUGGCGCAGUUUCAGUUGACUUUUUCAAUAAUUUUUCUUCAUAUGGAACGAAAUCCUUACUAACGAGCAUUUUUCAUGAUCUGUGUACGUGUUUUGAGCAAAAUAACUUCAUUUUAUCCUAAGAAUUAGCCGAAUUUUUCGACAGCAAUAUACCUUGUAAGGUUAAUUUAUCAGUUCAUGAUUAUAUACUCUCUUCCCCAUAUUGAGCUAAAGCUUAUGAAGAAAAGUUUAAUAAUUGUAAUUUUGGUUUUCGUCAUUUUUAUUUUAUUAAAUUAAUAUAAUAGCGAGCUGUACAUAUUUUUUAAGUGUGAAAAUAAAUAAU